AUGCUUGAAGGAUCGGGCCGUUCAUGGGACGACCCUGUCGUUAUCGCCAUGCUGGAGAACUGCAUCAACUCGUACGGCUUGGAUUACGAGGGCGCUGAGAACGUUAGCCCUUACGAGCUCAUGUUCGGCUUCACACCGUGCUCUGCCCUACAGGCACGGCUCCGUAUCGAGCAACUCGACUCUGACUUCGAUGAUAUCGAGACCGAUGAUCCGACCGAGUUGACAUCUAUGGCCCGCAAUAGAGCCCUCCGUCUAGACAGGCUUCAACAACGAUUUAUCUCGAUAUGGCAAGACCGUCGUGAGCGUGCCUUCGAGACUGCUUUGAACAAGAGCUCCAAGCACCGCAGUGAUCGUCCCAUCAGCAUUGGCGACAGAGUCCUAGCUUUGGGCCGUCGCGAGCAUAAAUGGAGUCGUCGUUUCCGUGGUCCUUUUAAGGUGACUCGUAUCAUUGGUAAACGUAUUGCUGUACUGGUACAUGAAAGUACUAACGUUGUGGAGGAACACCAUAUUAAAAACUUGAAGCUCUUCCGAGAAGACGACGAUAUUCCGGACGAGGGUGUCCUCGAUGUCGAUGAUGAUAGUCGUAUGGACGGAUUGGUCUCCGAUGACCCUGAGGACCUGAUUCACGAUAAGACCGUGCCCGACGAUGAUUCUCGAGUUGCUCAAGAUGGGAGCAACAAUUUUCCACCUCAGCCGAGGCCACAGAGAGCUGCUAAGGAACGUGCUUUGCAAGCUCUGCGAGCGCAUGAUUGGAAUGGUGAUGAUGACGAUACGUAA
This is a messenger RNA of Perkinsus marinus ATCC 50983, 777 nucleotides long. RefSeq lists its product as hypothetical. The transcript has a single exon. The record is from RefSeq and is a predicted model, not a curated record. Bases 1 to 777 code for a protein of 258 amino acids. Lineage: Eukaryota; Perkinsozoa; Perkinsida; Perkinsidae.